Aspergillus nomiae NRRL 13137 is the source of this 1218-nucleotide messenger RNA. RefSeq lists its product as uncharacterized. Bases 1 to 1218 code for a protein of 405 amino acids. The record is from RefSeq and is a predicted model, not a curated record. Lineage: Eukaryota; Fungi; Ascomycota; Eurotiomycetes; Eurotiales; Aspergillaceae. The transcript has 2 exons.
AUGGAUAGACUACCGAACGAGUUGCUCCUUUUACUUGGGCAAUACAUCGACGACGAUCCUUUCACGAAACUGGUCUUGAGCAACUGCUCUCGCCGACUGCAAUCGCUAUUCAACUCCCCUCGAACAUGUCGGUGGGCUGCACACCUACGAGAAUUUUCCGAUGAGGCCUGGCUUGGUGUGCUGCUUACUCGCUUGAAUAACCUGAAGAGCAUCACGCUCGCCUAUGGGGAUGAAGAGUUUAUGAAUAGUAUCUUUGACAAAGCGGCCUUGCGUCAAGCGCCGUUUCGCACGACCACUCCGUUCUCAUUCCUACAGAAGGUCACUCUCAGGAGCCACUUCAGCUUGUUCCAACAUACUUCGGGCUAUUCAACGGGUUUAUUUUAUCUACCCGCUGUUCGUACGAUGGAGGGCGUCGGAUUGUGGGAGUCUUUUCCACGCAGCGGAAAAUGGAAUUUUCGCGGCGUGACAGGCCGCAUGUCGCUGGUCACUGAGCUUGUGAUGUCGCCAGUUUACGGCUGUCGAGGCCUGGGCGAGUGGAUCGAAGCGUGCAGCAAGCUAGAACGUUUGCAAGUUGAUAUCGGAAUAAUGGAAUGCGUCAACUAUAUCUUCGAUCCUAUCGGAUUCCGCACAUGUCUUGUGCCGUGCAUGAAAACCCUCAAGGAUCUUUGUCUCAGGUUUCACAUUUCAUACAAGGAAGACCGUGCCUUGCGGAGAGGUGAGGAGAUAUACCUUCAUCUCCUACGUGACGAUUUUCCGCUCGGGUCUUUCAGGGAGUUCUAUGUUCUAGAACACCUAUCCAUGAGGCAUGCCAAUCUCGUGCAACUGCCAAAUACAAACAUCGAGGAUAGAUAUGGCGCUGCUCCACAAUCCCUCCUUGAUUUACUGCCCGCAUCGCUCAAGUCUCUCGAGAUUACUGACGUCGUGCACAUUUACUUCCCCGAGCUCGUCUCUGCAUUGGAGGAGUUAGUUCGACUACAUGUCACUUUCAUGCCUGAGUUCGAAAGGCUUGUGCUGUAUUUACAGGGGGAUGAUGUGGGACCGGCCGAGGCGACCUUGGUUGACCAUCUCACGACGGUGUGUGAGCGCAUGUGGGUGUGCCUGACGGUUAAAGACGAUCCCUUCUGUACUUCGAUUGACAUGGCAGAGUCAACGCACCGUCGGGGGAGCUUGGCUGAAGCAGGAACUGGAUUAUGGGGGGGACUGAUAAUAGCAGGAUAA